GUCAGUCUAUACGUGAGAGUCGUUUGAAACGGCUGUGGUCAGCUGUUCAUGGAAACCUAUAAAAGUGAAUAAUAAUAAAAAAAGAAACAACAAAAAAAAACACAUAUUACACAAAUCCGAAAAAUAAUAAAUAAAAAAAAGUUAAUUGAACGAAAAAGAAAAAAAUAGAAAUUUAAACAAAUUUACUACAAUUGAUUAAUAACAUAAUCAUAAUAAAGAAAAUACAAAAGAUAACUUACACAAAAUGGAUAUUCUUGUGGAAUUAAAUUUCAAACACAAAAAUGCCACUCGACUUUCAAUAGCAAUUGGUGGAUUUUUGGCCUAUCUAUUGGUUAAAGACAACACCAAAUUGAGUAUGGCUUUGGGAGCUAUAUUAGCGUUAAUGUUUAAAAAUAUCACAUUUGUAUAUGCCUUCUUUAGUACCGUUGAACGGGAUAUAGUAGCUGGUAUACGUUUUCUUAUCUUAAAUAUUUACAUUUUAUAUGUGGAAAAGAAAAAAUGGUCUAUAGCUCGAAUAUUUCAGCAAAGAUGUCGAGAACAUCCCCAAAAACCCUGCUUACUAAUCGAUGAUCGUAAAUUAACUUUUCAAGAUGUGGAAGAUUAUUCGAAUAAAAUGGGAGCUUACUUCAAAGAUCAAGGUUAUCAAAAAGGUGAUUGUAUAGCCUUGCUAAUGGCCACACGACCCGAAUAUGUAGCCACCUGGUUGGGUCUUUCGAAAAUUGGUGUAGUAACCGCUUUAAUAAAUACCAAUUUAAGAAAGGACACCCUUUUGCACUCCAUUAAAGUGGCCAAAGCUAAGGCUAUUAUAGUGGGCACUGAAUUGGUGGAAGUUUUUAAAGAUAUUUCGCAGCAAGAAGAAAUUAAAACUCUGCCGAUUUAUCAGUUCAGUGAUGAGGAACAAAGAAUCAAUGCCAAUUUGGAAGUAAUGAAAGGAGCCUGUGAUUUAACCGAUAUUUUGGAAAAACAAAAAUUAGAAGACUUAUCUAUGUAUAUCAAUGAUUGUAAACCCAGAGAUAAACUUUUAUAUGUCUAUACAUCGGGCACUACGGGCAUGCCCAAAGCGGCUGUUAUUAACAAUUUAAGAUAUCUUUUCAUGGCUGCCGGCACACAUCAUAUGUGCGGCAUUCGUAAGGAUGAUAUUAUCUAUAAUGCUUUACCACUCUAUCAUACUGCUGGCGGUAUUGUGGGUGUGGGUAAUGCUUUAAUACAUGGCUGCACGGUAGCUUUACGCAAGAAAUUCUCGGCUACCAACUUCUGGAAAGAUUGUAUUAAAUAUAAUGCCACUUGUGCUCAAUAUAUCGGUGAGCUGUGUCGUUAUUUGUUGAAUUCACCCACCCGACCCGAGGACACUCAACAUAAGUUGCGUUUAAUGUAUGGCAAUGGUUUGAGACCACAAAUUUGGUCACAAUUCACUACACGUUUUAAUAUUCCCUCUAUUGGCGAGUUGUAUGGUUCAACGGAGGGAAAUUCUAAUUUGGCCAACAUUGCCAAUCAAGUCGGUGCGAUCGGUUUUAUACCCAUUGUUGCUCGCAAUCUCUAUCCAGUACAAGUCAUACGUGUAAACGAAGAAUCUGGAGAACCGCUACGCAAUGCAAAAGGGUUCUGUAUACGAUGCAAUGCCGGCGAAACAGGUCUACUAAUUGGUAAAGUAGAUCCACGACGAGCCGUUACAGCAUUCCAUGGUUAUGCAGAUGAGGGUGCCUCAGAAAAGAAACUUUUAAAGAAUGUUUUCAAAAAAGGCGAUGUCUUCUUUAAUUCGGGCGAUAUGGUGGUGGGUGAUAUUUUAGGAUUUUUCUAUUUCAAAGAUAGAACUGGUGAUACAUUCCGUUGGCGUGGUGAAAAUGUAUCCACUCAAGAAGUAGAAGCCAUAAUAACAAGUGUCAUAGGACUGCAGGAUUGUGUGGUCUAUGGUGUGGAGAUACCUCAUGUUGAGGGCAAAGCUGGCAUGGCUGCCAUAGAGGAUCCCGAUCGUAAAAUCGAUUUAAAUAAUCUUUCGGUCGGCAUACGUGGCAGUCUUCCUCCCUAUGCCCAACCAUUAUUCGUGCGAGUCAUGGAUCAAAUACCCCGUACGGCCACUUUUAAAAUGAAAAAACGUGAUCUUAUGUUGGAAGGUUUUAAUAUGGAUAACAUCAAAGAUCCUUUAUAUUAUCUCAACAAAGAUGGUCUCUAUAGACCUUUGACUAGAGAACAAUAUCAAUUACUGCUCGAGGGUAAAGCAGGUCUAUAAUGAUAUUUUUUUUGGACUAUUCCCUAUUUUACCGCUGUGUAUAUUAUAUUGUUAUUAAUUAUCCUAGGAAAAGUCAUAAUUAUUAUUUGUUUUUUUUUUCUUUUUGUAUAGGGAACCAUUUUGUUUUUAAUAUGUUUAUAAAAAUAUUAAAUUCCUUUAAAUUACA
Messenger RNA from Lucilia cuprina (Australian sheep blowfly), 2393 nucleotides. RefSeq names its product long-chain fatty acid transport protein 4-like. The transcript has 7 exons. The record is from RefSeq and is a predicted model, not a curated record. Gene Ontology annotation, biological process: triglyceride homeostasis. Lineage: Eukaryota; Metazoa; Arthropoda; Insecta; Diptera; Calliphoridae. Bases 245 to 2227 code for a protein of 660 amino acids. Gene Ontology annotation, cellular component: endoplasmic reticulum. Gene Ontology annotation, molecular function: long-chain fatty acid-CoA ligase activity; long-chain fatty acid transmembrane transporter activity.